Molecule: messenger RNA, 2515 nt
Organism: Notolabrus celidotus (New Zealand spotty)
Lineage: Eukaryota; Metazoa; Chordata; Actinopteri; Labriformes; Labridae
Product: B-cell receptor CD22-like
Exons: 9
Coding region: 758-1948 (396 amino acids)
Source: RefSeq, a predicted model, not a curated record
UCCAUCCAGUAUAAGGUUACUGACCCCACAGAAAGAAGAGAUCAAAAACCUUCCAAAAGUGUUCAGCGACCGUCACAAUCAACCGAAGCCCCCAGCGCCAGCUCUUAAUGAAACGGGGAGAAACAUCUGGAGGUUAGGGUUCGAUCAGAUGAAGUUAGUGAAAGUUUCCCCGGUGUUGGGGUCGGUAUGUGUGCUCGUCCUGUGAGCGCUCAGGGAAGCAGACGAGAGGGGCACGAGUGACGUCAUCUUACGUCCCUAAACGAACAAACGGUGCACGAGAGCCCUCACAGAGCCUGCACACCUGCUGCAGAUGAACACACUGUUCCACAAGUGCUAAUACUUAUACAAGUACCCAGGCUUGUGAUGAAUUAAGAGAAACUGAUGUUAGGACAUUCAUUUUGUAAUGUUUUAAAGGACCAAGUAACUUUGAUGCUUAAUGUUGUCAAAACUGACCCUGCAGAAACACCCAAACUCAGGCACCAUCAGCCACACCUUUGUUUGUUAGCCAAAGUCAAAGUCAUCAUCACUCUAGUUCCUUGUGUCUGAGGCAUUAAAAGGGAAGUUGGACAGACUGACCUAUGAGACUGCUCCUUAAGAGGAAAAGGUUGCACAUGACUGAUACAGCCGAGAAGUAGAAUAGUAGACAGGGAUCACUGCGUCGCAGAGAGGACCUUAAAGGAGAAGACAGGUGGACAAAGGAGGAAAGGAAGGUCGGGGAUCACAACAUAUCAAGCUACAGCCACAGCAGGAGGAGAAGAUGGGAGAAGCUGCACAGUGCUGCUGGCUGCUGCUCACACUCUGUCUGAAAGGUGGUCUUGCUGGUGAUUGGUCAGUUCAUCUCCCCUCCGGUCCUAUCUGCACUGUAAUUGGUUCCACAGUGGUUCUCCCUUGUUCCUAUGACUACCCCCAAAGUUCCAAUGAAACCAAGCUCUCUGCUCAGGGUGGAGAAGUUCUGUCUGAGAUGUGGUGUCGUGAGGACAGCCGUUGCAUCACACCAAGAUAUGUCUUCCACAGCGAUGGCAUCUUCCUAGAUCCGUCCUACCAGAACAGGGUGGAGUACCUGGGACGGCUGGGAACAAAGAACUGUUCUCUAAGGAUUUCUGAUCUGAGGCUGUCAGACAGUGGGGCGCACGUGUUUUACGUCAUCACAAGUCACCCGACGCAGAAGAUGCCGGAGCAGAGAGGUGUGCAGCUGCUUGUUGCAGACUCUUACGGCGCAGUCUCAGUGUCAGCAAGUCCACCCAGUGACAUCAAAGUGGGCGGAGCCUUACGUUUGACCUGCUGCAGCCCUGCAGCCACACCACAGACCAGUUUCACAUGGUACAAGAGUCCGAGCAGCAGCCCGACACACAGCGGACAGGUGUGGAACAUCAGUGACAUCACUUUGGAUCAUUCAGGGAGCUACUACUGUCAGAUACAGACCAGAGAGAAAGUGAAGAACUCAACUACGCUGCAUAUCGAUGUCCAGUACCCUCCCCGAGACAUGGUUGUCUUAGUCUCUCCCGCUGGACAUCUACAGGAUGGGUUUUCCAUGACUCUGUCCUGCAGCAGUGAUGCUAACCCAGCUGUCCGCACAUUCAGCUGGUACACAGGAGCAGCAUGUCUCCCUACUGCAGACAAAAGUUUUCACCAAUCAAGACAAACCCUGGCCGCACCCACCGGCAGAGGCCUGACACGCAGAAGCUCCAACAUCACCUCCGGGGAACCUGGGCUUCACUGCUGUGUGGCACAAAACAGACACGGAUCACAGACUUACAGUGUGACACUUAAAAGCUCCAGAGAUCUCACCCAAUCAGAGUCUCCAGGAGGCAGAUGGAUACUUAUCGGAGUGACCAUAGGUGUUCUGCUUGCUAUUAUAGCCUUAGUUGCCUUUCUAAAAUCCAGGAGAAGAAAAACAUCUAGAAACCAGUCGUAUGCCCUCACAGCCACAACUGAAGUACCAUCUUAAGGACACAGGAGGACCGAGGAGUGUUCGGUGCAAAGUACAAACAGAUGACAAACACACACACAAUACAAGAGACUUUCUUUAAAUUUUCACUCAAGUUUGUAAAGAUAUUUAUCAUUGUACCCUUAGAAAGUGUUGUGCGUUCACACUCAGACCUUGUCUCAAACCUUAUGCAUGAAUGGAAAGAUGAUAAACUGGGCCCACUGGCUGCUUGAUUUUAGAGCUGAUGGAUGUGAGGAACUGUUUAAAUGUCUUGAUCUGUCUGUUUUGAAGAAGAUCGGUUGGAUAUAUUCAAGCAUAAAUGUGCCGCGUGAAAGCGUACAGCUGCAUCCAAACAACCUUAAGGUCAAAAUCAAAAAUGUUAUUUAUGAAUUGAAUCUUGCCUUUGUUUGCUCUUUUCAACACCGUACUCCUUCAGCUGAGUACAUUAGUGGUUUGAACUGAUGCAGUUUCCGAUGUUACAUCACACACAAGCUCCCUUCACAGUUUCUCACACAUUGAGUCCGAGUUGUUACAGAGUUAACCACGCAACACAGUUCACCAAGUACUGCAUGAUCAAUGUUCAUAAAU